Messenger RNA from Microbotryum saponariae, 333 nucleotides. Lineage: Eukaryota; Fungi; Basidiomycota; Microbotryomycetes; Microbotryales; Microbotryaceae. The record is from the annotation of a GenBank genome assembly.
AUGACGCAGGCCACUUUGCUGCUUGGUCUGGGUCUGUUGCAUCUUGGGUCGUGGAAACGUAUGCAAGCGUACCUGAUGGUUCAGGAACUGCGAAAUCCACGUGACGACACGCAGGACGCUGCGGCAUGCCGAGAAGCGAACGCUUUAUCCGCAGGCUUUUCGUUCGGGCUGAUCAUACUCGCCAGCCGUACGAACGUGGUAGCCAAACCGGGCGAGGUGCACAGAGACGUUGAGGGCAGUCGUCGAUGUCACCGGAGAAUCUCAUCGACCACUCCUCACGCCUGCUGGGUCAAUGUCCAUAGCGUACACGUCACCGAAAUCAACGUGACCUGA